This is a messenger RNA of Magallana angulata, 1367 nucleotides long. RefSeq lists its product as uncharacterized. The transcript has a single exon. The record is from RefSeq and is a predicted model, not a curated record. Lineage: Eukaryota; Metazoa; Mollusca; Bivalvia; Ostreida; Ostreidae. Bases 42 to 683 code for a protein of 213 amino acids.
GUGAAUUGUCUUUACAAUAAGUUUUUUUCUGUUGUAGAUAAAUGGCGAAGACGAAGACUACCAGUGCAGAACAGCUGAAGAAAUGUCCAUUCUGUUCCUUUAAAAGUAGAAGUCACUCGGAAUGGAAAGACCACAUGGCCGAUUGUUAUGAAACCAGACACUUUUGUAGACGAUGUGAUUAUUCGACAGAUAAGAAAGUCAACUACAUACGGCAUCUUAAGAGAAACCAUCCAGACGAAGUUGAGAGAGGUCAAGGCAGCCAACAGUCUGAUAAUGCAGAGGGUAUUAAAUCCAGUGAAGAUAGUUUAUCUAGAGAUCUCCACGAGGACGAGUCUUCAGAUGAAGAGGAGUGGCUCUCACAGGAACCCGAUAUUACCAUUGACGAAGAACCGGGUACCAGUAACAAAGAACCUAGAGAUUGUAUAGCUACCAGUGGACCUUCACCCUGUGAGAAAGCCGUCGACCCUACUGUUAGAAAGAGGACUCAACCCAUGCCCGUGUAUACACCUGACCGUUGUAAGACACCGAGGCUGGAUGACAAGACAAAUGACCCCACGUGCAAAGUUGCAGAUAAGGCUGUUCAGACAGACCCAGUUGUAUAUACCAAGUCGAUCAAGACAACAACCAUUGUGCGGGAGCACGGACGCAAGACAAUCACUGUGAAGAGGGAAAAGAUGCUGUAGAUCAUCGGCAUAUUUACUUGUUAAUUUUUUAUUUACUUAUUGUUUGUUCUGAUAGUAGAAUCAUGCGGGACGCAUAUUCUUAAGGGGAGGGAAGUGAAACGGUUGAAAGAGUUAUCUUCCCUUGUUUGUAUUUUUAUUAUCAGUAAUUAUUGUAAAUAGUGUAAUUAAAAUGUCAAAUGAUUAAAAGAGUUAUUCAAGUAUUUUUAUUGUAUAAAAACAAAACAACAAAAACAGGUAUUGUAGUUUCUUAUUAGUCAGAUAGACUUAUAAAUCGAGAGAAUAUGUUUGGAUGUUCUUAAACACUUGUGUUAGAGAUAAUGCAAUUGGUUUAAGAGCCAGAUGGUGUCGCUAGUUUGUUUGGUUGAUGUUGUAUAGUCUGUUUAGAAGACUCAUACGUAAAGUAAUCCCUGAGUGCGAAUUACUGUGUUGUAGAGUUUCCCAGCCGUGAAUUCUGUAAGUAGGAAACAUUGGUUUAUUAAAGUGGAUUAAGUCAGGUUCUUCGAAUGACAAAUUGAUAGGCCAAGUGGCAUAGCCAGAUUGAUUUACCAACUUGCAUUACCAAGUGGCUGAGCGACAAGUUGCCUUGCCAGGUGGCAAGGGCAGUUGACAAACAUAGAAAUAGCCACAAGGCAGUGGCUUAUAUAUAUUUGUAUAUAUUGAGAAUUACCACAAGGCAGUGGUUAA